Molecule: messenger RNA, 3338 nt
Organism: Ziziphus jujuba (common jujube)
Lineage: Eukaryota; Viridiplantae; Streptophyta; Magnoliopsida; Rosales; Rhamnaceae
Product: receptor-like protein EIX2
Exons: 1
Coding region: 241-3183 (980 amino acids)
Molecular function (GO): protein binding
Source: RefSeq, a predicted model, not a curated record
AAAUGAAGAAAAGUCUGUCAUCUCUCAAUUAUGGAGGAGCUUUGGCAUUGACCAUAACAUUAAAUGCAUCGACUUGGAAAGCCGUAGUCUUUUACUUUUUAGAUGGAGAUGUUAAUGGAAUCUCAUUAGUUGAGCUUAAUUUUAGAUUGAGAUGUCAUUAUAAAUUCAUGAUAUUGCAACCCUUAGUUACUUAUACUCUACUCAUAUAUACAAAUUGUAUUUCUUUCCUUACUAAACUUCAUGGAGAAUUCCGCCAUCCUUGUUUUUCUGCUUAUAACAACUGCUACCAUUAGCGCUACAAGUUUCUGCAAUGCAAACACCGAUAAGCUUUGCAAAGAGAGUGAGAGGCAAGCUCUACUGAGAUUUAAGGAAGAUCUCAAAGAUCCCAUGAACAACCUUUCCGAUUGGGUUGGCAAUGGAGAUUGUUGCAGCUGGACGGGCGUUGUUUGCGAUAACUCUACCGGUCAUGUCCAUGAGCUCCAUGUUAGUUCUCUCAACUUUGAUUACAGUUACGAGUAUCAUUUUGUUAUGGGAAAUGGGUUGGGUGGUAAGAUAAAUCCAUCUUUAUUAGAACUGAAGCAUCUCAAACACUUGGACCUAAGUAGAAACAAUUUUAAAGGGAUUCGAAUUCCUAGCUUCCUUGGUUCUAUUCACAGUUUAAUAUAUCUUAACCUCUCUUAUACUGCAUUUGGAGGAGUGAUCCCUCAUGAACUAGGAAAUCUCUCAAGUCUCCGCUAUCUGAAUUUGGGAAAUAAUGAAUAUGAAAAUAAUGAAAAUGAAUUGAAGGUUGAGAACCUUCAAUGGAUUUCUGGCCUUUCUUCGCUGCAGUACCUGGAGAUGUCAGAGAUCGAUCUUAGCAAAGCAUAUGAUUGGCUGCAAGUGAUAAACAUGCUCCCUUCUUUGGAAGAGUUACACUUUUCUAAUUGUCAACUCCCAUAUCAGUUUUCUCCUCUAUCUGUCAUAAACUCCACCUCAUCACUUGUUACCCUUGAUCUUUCCUACAACUACUUUGGCCCUUUGAUGCUCAUGUGGCUAUUCAGUCUCACCAAUCUAGAAUCCCUUUAUAUCCAAGACAGUGGUUUCGAAGGACCAAUUCCAUUUGGUCUUACCAAUUUGACUCAUCUCAAAAUUCUUGACAUGUCUCUCAAUCCAUUCAAUUCUACCAUCCCACCAUGGAUGUGUGGUUUUAAACAUCUUGAGUACCUUGAUCUUCAUCAGACAGAUUUGAAGGGUAAAAUUCCAAGUGCCAUUGGAAACUUGUCAUCCAUUGACACUCUUCAAUUGUCUUAUAAUGAACUUGAAGGGAAAUUACCAAACUCAUUGGGAAGCCUUUGCAAGUUAAGAGAACUUGGACUUUACCAUAACAAUUUCAGAGGAGCAGUAUCGGAAAUUUUUAGAAGAUUUUCCAGGUGCACUAUUGAUGCUUUGGAGGUGUUGGAUUUGAGCGGAAACCAACUCUCAGGUCAACCCACAGAGUCUCUAGGAAGACUGUCGAGCCUACAAUAUUUUGAUAUUUCUUACAACCAGUUAAAUGGAAGUCUUCCUGAAAAUUUUGGUCAACUUGUAAAUCUAAAAUCGCUGGAUAUAUCUCAUAAUUUGUUCGAAGGUGUGGUUUCUGAAGUUCACUUUAUUAAUCUUACAAGACUGAAGCAGUUUAAAGCACAUGAAAACUCGUUGACAAUGAAGACAAGUCCAGACUGGCUCCCUCCUUUUCAACUUGAAAUGUUGAAUCUGAAUGAUUGGCAUUUGGGGCAACAACUACCCCACUGGAUUCGGCGGCAGGAAAAAUUGUUGGAGUUACAAAUAUCCAAUACUGGAAUUGCAGGUACCAUUCCCUCUUGGUUUUGUAACAUUUCUUUUCACCUAGAUUAUCUAAAUCUUUCUCACAAUAAGUUUCACGGGGAGUUUCCGUGUACAAAUCAGUCUUGGUCAAAAAUUGAUCUCAGUUUUAACCAAUUCAAAGGUUUGCUGCCACUUGUCUCAUCGAAAAUAGACAUAGUAGAUUUUUCCAAUAACUCGUUUUCUGGAUCAGUCUCUCACUUUUUCUGCGAUAAGAAGAACUUUCUGAAUGCGAGAUAUGUUAACCUGGGGAACAAUCUUCUCUCUGGAAAAUUUCCAAAGUGUUGGAUGAAAUGGAACAACUUGGUGAUUUUAAAUCUUCAAAACAACAAUUUGUCUGGUGUUAUUCCUAGCUCUAUGGGAUAUUUGACAAACCUUGGCUGGUUGCAAUUGCACAAUAAUAAACUGCAUGGUGAAUUUCCUUUGUCCCUGCGAAAGUGUUUAAGCUUGGAGGUUCUUGACCUAAGUGAAAAUAAAUUUAUUGGAAAGAUUCCUAAGUUGAUAUGGAUAAGUUUAGGAGGGUUGGUGGCUAUUAAUCUUCGUUCAAAUACAUUUCAUGGUGAAAUUCCUUUGGAACUCUGCUCUCUUGUAAGUCUUCAAAUACUGGAUCUUUCACAUAAUAAUUUGUCUGGAACAGUACCAAGAUGUUUCUAUAAUUUGAGUGCUAUGACCACCUUGGAGAGUUCAUAUGACCUCUCUUUGACUUUCGGUUAUUGGACAUAUAAAGAUGACUUUCGUUUAAAGGCGGAAGUCGAUGUGGUGACGAAAGGAAGGGAAGUUGAAUAUAGCAGUGUGCUUAAGUUAGUGAAAAGCAUGGAUCUUUCAAGCAACAAUCUUCAUGGAGAGAUCCCCGUGGAGCUAACUAGCCUUCAAUUGCAAACACUGAAUUUGUCAAACAAUCAUUUGGUUGGAAAAAUUCCAUCAAAGAUUGGUGACAUGAGAUGGCUAGAAUCUUUGGAUCUGUCCAAUAACCAACUAUCUGGCACAAUACCUCCAAGCAUCUCCAGUUUAAAUUUUCUAAGUUACUUGAAUCUGUCUCACAAUAAUUUCACGGGGCCAAUUCCAACAGGUACUCAGCUUCAAAGCUUCAGUGAGUCCAGCUUUAUAGGUAAUCAACUUUGCGGACCUCCACUUCAACAAAAUUGCUCGGUAAGUGAUCCGGCAACUCCACGUGGAGAUAAACAAGGUGAUGAUAAAGAUUACUUGUAUUUGAGCUUGGGACUUGGAUUUGCUUUCGGCUUUUGGGGUGUACUGGCUUCUUUGCUCUUUAACGUGCCUUGGAAUAUGGCCUUUUGUGCGUUCCUAAAUAGGAUUGUAGUAAGACUUUAUGGUGCUCUGCUUUAGGAGUUGUUGUAAUUUAUGUUUUGGUAUGUUCAUGUUUUAUGUGUGUUUGUGUUUGUGUGUAUGGUUUUCUUUUUUUUCUUUUUUUUUUUUUUAAUUCAUGAAUUGUAAUUUUGUUCUUAUGGCAAUAUGAUUAAUUAGGUGGUGAUUAUAAACAA